CCCAUGGCCGGGGAGAUGCCGGGGGAGCCCCGCACGCUGCGGCUGCAGCACGGGAACCGCAUCGAGGCCCUGUGCGUGCUGGGCGGCCACGUCCGCGCCGACGUCUUCGGGGCGGCCCCCGCCGGGGCCGUGGCCUUUGGCGUGAAGCACACGGAGGGGGUCAGCGUGGACGUGCUGUUCCGCGGCCGCGCCGAGCCCGAGGCCGUGUCCGGCGCUGGCGCACGGUGGCCGCUGGACGAGGGGACGGUGCUGAGGUUCAGCAUGAGCCGGGCCAGCUCCGAGGUCAACGACAACAAGGUCACCGUCAGCUUUUACGCAGAGGGAGGGAAGCCCAUCAACCAAGCCGGGGUGUUCCUCACUGGCGUUGGAAUCUCCCUGGAUGUGGACGCGGAUCGGGAUGGAGUGGUGGAAAAGAACAGCCCCAACAAGGCGAGCUGGGCCUGGGGACCGGAGGGACACGGGGCCAUCCUGCUGGUCAGCUGUGACAAGGAAUUCCCCUUCAUCCCGCCCUCCGACUGCGACAGCGAGCAGGUGUUCAACAGGGAAGAUUUGCUGGACAUGGCUCAGAUGGUGCUGAGGACAGAGGGGCCCCAGCGCCUGCCCCGGGGCUACGAAAUCGUCCUCUCCGUUUCUGUCAGUGACGCCGACAAAGUUGGGGUCUUCCAUGUGCAGAAUCCCUUCUUCGGGCAGCGCUAUGUGCAGGUGCUGGGCCGCAGGAAGCUGUUCCACGCCGUGCCCUACCCCGGCGGGGCCGCCGAGCUCCACUUCUUCGUGGAGGGGCUGCGCUUCCCCGAUGAGACCUUCUCCGGGCUGGUGUCCAUCCACGUCAGCCUCCUGGAGCCGCUGGCAGAGGGCAUCCCCCACUCGCCGAUCUUCACGGACACCGUGGUGUUCCGGGUGGCACCGUGGAUCAUGACCCCCAGCACCCUGGCCCCGGUGAACCUCUUGGUGUGCAGCAUGAAGGACAACUACCUGUUCACCAAGGAGAUCCAGAGCCUGGUGGCCAAGGCCGGCUGCAAGCUGAAGGUUUGCUUUGGCUACAUCAACCGCGGGGACCGCUGGAUGCAGGAUGAGAUCGAGCUCGGCUACACCCAGGCUCCGCACAAGAGCUUCCCGGUGGUGCUGGACUCCCCUCGGGAGAGAGGGAUGGAGCAACUCCCCGUCAAGGAGCUGCUGGGCCCCGAUUUCGGCUACGUGCACAAGGAGCCCCUCUUCGAGGCCGCGGCCAGCCUGGACUCCUUCGGGAACGUGGAGGUCAGCCCGCCCGUGUCCGUGGCUGGCAAGGAGUAUCCCUUGGGAAGGAUCCUCAUCGGCAGCAGCUUCCCCGCAUCCGCGGGCCGCAGGAUGACCAGGCUGGUGCGGGAUUUCCUCUACGCCCAGCGCGUCCAGGCCCCCGUGGAGCUCUACUCUGACUGGCUGGCCAUGGGCAACGUCAAUGAGUUUGUCACCUUUGUCCCCACCUCUGACAAAAAGCGAUUCCGGAUGCUGCUGGCCAGCCCGGCCGCCUGCUACCGGCUCUUCCGCGAGAAGCAGAAGGAGGGACAGGGAGAAGCCACCAUGUUCAAAGGGUACUCGGGGACAGACACCAAGCGCGUCACCAUCAACAAGGUGCUCUCCAACGACGUCCUGGCGCAGCAGAACCAGUACGUGCAGCGCUGCAUCGACUGGAACAGGGAUAUCCUCAAGAAGGAGCUGGGCUUGCUGGAGGAGGACAUCAUCGACCUGCCGGCCCUCUUCAAGCUGGACAAGCAGGGAAAAGCCGUUCCCUACUUCCCCAACACGGUGUUCCGGCAGGCACAGACAGCGGCGGCGGCGCCGCGGCUGAAGAAAUUCGCCAUCUACAGAUGGGACCCCGACAAGGCCGGGGACAAACCCCGCAUGCAGACCUACGAGGUGGAUCUGAACAAGUGUGGGCCCAUGGUGCUUGAUGCCCUGAUCAAGAUCAAGAACGAGAUGGACUCCACGCUGACCUUCCGCAGGUCCUGCAGGGAGGGGAUCUGCGGCUCCUGCGCCAUGAACAUCGCUGGCGGCAACACCCUGGCCUGCAUCAAAAAAAUCGACAGUGACCUCAGCAAAGUCACCAAAAUCUACCCCCUGCCCCACAUGUACGUGGUGAAGGACCUGGUUCCGGACCUGAGUAACUUCUACGCGCAGUACAAAUCCAUCGAGCCCUACCUGAAGAAGAAGGACGAGUCGCAGGAGGGCAAGCAGCAGUACCUGCAGUCCAUAGAGGACCGCCAGAAACUGGACGGGCUCUACGAGUGCAUCCUGUGUGCCUGCUGCAGCACCAGCUGUCCCAGCUACUGGUGGAACGGGGACAAGUACCUGGGCCCCGCCGUGCUCAUGCAGGCGUACCGCUGGAUGAUCGACUCCCGCGAUGAGUUCACGGAGGAGCGCCUGGCGCAGCUGCAGGAUCCCUUCUCCCUGUACCGCUGCCACACCAUCAUGAACUGCACCCGCACCUGCCCCAAGGGGCUGAACCCCGGCAAAGCCAUCGCAGAGAUCAAGAAGAUGAUGGCGACCUACAAGCAGAAGGCGGCGACUGCCUGAGGGCGGAGUGGCCCCGGAGUGACCCCGGAGUGGCCCCGGAGUGGCCCCGGAGUGGCCCUGGAGUGACCCUCACACCUGGGCGGCUCCAGCAGGGCGUUGCCUGUGCACCUGCAAUAAAGGCUGUAAAGAACA
Vidua chalybeata is the source of this 2682-nucleotide messenger RNA. RefSeq names its product succinate dehydrogenase [ubiquinone] iron-sulfur subunit, mitochondrial. The record is from RefSeq and is a predicted model, not a curated record. The coding region runs from base 4 to 2550 and encodes 848 amino acids. Lineage: Eukaryota; Metazoa; Chordata; Aves; Passeriformes; Viduidae. Gene Ontology annotation, molecular function: calcium ion binding; 2 iron, 2 sulfur cluster binding; protein-arginine deiminase activity. The transcript has 22 exons. Gene Ontology annotation, cellular component: cytoplasm; mitochondrial membrane. Gene Ontology annotation, biological process: tricarboxylic acid cycle; respiratory electron transport chain; aerobic respiration.